GCGGGGAGCGCAGUGCCGGUGCUCCCUCCGCUCCCGGUGCUCCCGCCGCUCCCGGUGCUCCGCGUCCCUCUGCCGCCCCGCGUCUCGUCGCCGACACCCCGCCACCAUGGAGGCCAUCAAGAAGAAGAUGCAGAUGCUGAAAUUGGACAAGGAGAAUGCCAUCGACCGCGCCGAGCAAGCGGAGGCUGAUAAGAAGCAGGCGGAGGAUCGCUGCAAGCAGCUGGAGGAAGAACAGCAGGGCCUGCAGAAGAAGCUGAAGGGCACUGAGGAUGAGGUGGAGAAGUACUCCGAGUCUGUCAAGGAGGCCCAGGAGAAGCUGGAGCAGGCCGAGAAGAAAGCUACAGAUGCUGAGGCUGAAGUGGCUUCCCUCAACCGCCGUAUCCAGCUGGUAGAGGAGGAGCUGGACCGCGCCCAGGAGCGUCUGGCCACUGCCCUGCAGAAGCUGGAGGAAGCUGAGAAGGCGGCUGAUGAGAGCGAGAGAGGCAUGAAGGUCAUCGAAAACAGGGCCAUGAAGGAUGAAGAGAAGAUGGAACUCCAGGAAAUGCAGCUGAAGGAGGCGAAGCACAUAGCAGAGGAGGCUGACCGCAAAUAUGAGGAGGUUGCCCGCAAGCUGGUCGUUCUUGAGGGAGAGCUGGAACGCUCCGAGGAGAGGGCAGAGGUGGCGGAGAGCCGAGUGAGACAGUUGGAAGAAGAGCUGCGGACCAUGGACCAGUCUCUCAAAUCCCUCAUUGCCUCAGAGGAAGAGUAUUCCACCAAGGAGGAUAAGUACGAGGAGGAAAUCAAGCUUCUAGGGGAAAAGCUGAAGGAGGCUGAGACCCGGGCGGAGUUUGCCGAGAGGUCUGUGGCGAAGCUGGAGAAAACCAUUGAUGACCUAGAAGAUGAAGUGUAUGCGCAGAAGAUGAAGUACAAAGCCAUCAGCGAGGAGCUGGACAAUGCACUUAAUGACAUCACCUCCCUCUGAGCCCCACGCUGGGCACCAGCACUGCACCUGCUCCCUGCCUGUCACUCCCCAGCUCGGCUGUUUGCCUGCCUGGCCAUCCCACCUCUCUCCCUACCCUCUCUGUCCUCCUCUGUCCUACCUAGCCUGUGCCUGUCCAUCAGCUCCUUUGGGACAGGAGCUGACCCGGGGUGUUCCCGCUGUACCCCUCUUUGGGGAGACAAGGUGUAGGUGCUUAGAGCUGUUUGUUCAGGGCAGGAGAGCAGCCCCACAUACUGACUGGACAGUGUAGUUGUAGGCCCAUGCCACAGCAUUGCCCUGGGGAUCAGGACUGUGCCCAGAAGCCCUUUGUUCCAGCAGCUCCCUCCUUGGCUCCCCAGCAGCAGAAGCACUGGGGACCCUGCAGCUCCAGGGCUUGGGGGCCAUUUCCCCCCCCAUAUACUUCCAGCAAAGUCCCCUGGUGCUGCUUGCUGGCCCCAGCAUGGGGAUGACCUGCAUUGGGGAAGCGGCACCUCCACUGCCAAAGCUCAGGCCUGGGGGAUAGAGGGUUGGAUCCAACUGUGCAGACACCUUGUUCCCCGGCAGGCAGGCGACCCUCACUCCUCCCUCACCCUUCUGUCCUUUGCACAUUGCUCUUCAGUUUGCAUCUCAUGACUUUUCUUUUGUGUUCUGUCCCUCUGGGUUAAUGAAUUGAUAUCAAUAAAAUUGUAACAUUGGUUUCUCCUUUGUUUUCUUCAUGUCACUCUGUCCCUCAUCUCCUGCCUGUCUCAUGUGGGUGCUGUCAGCAAUGUGGUAGGAGGUGGUUGCAGACAGCUCACAGCCACGGGCCCCCCAGGCUGACUAUGGCUGAGACCCAAGAGGCUCCCAUGCUGCCAGGCUGAGUGGGAUGGGGCCAUUGUGCUGACCCUUACCAUCCCCUGACUCUCGUACGCAGCUUUCCCCAUCUCAUGCCAUCUUCUCCAUGAGUCUUUUGGUGUGAAAUGUCAGGGUUAGACCUGGUCCUGUCCAUUCCCUGUCUCUACUCUCAGACAUUGCCUACAAGCAGCAAUCUCAUCCCUGUCAUAACUCCUGCAUCACCUUCUCUUGGUGAAGAGGCUCAUGCUACCCUUCAGUACUGAUCUCUUGUGAUCUCUAAAUUGGUCUUGAUCCACCUCCUCCUUCCUCACCACCCUACCCUGUCCCAGAACCCAGUUUCCAAAUUGGUGGACCUACAGCCUUGUCCCUGCACAAAGACUGGCUGCCUCCUGCCAGUCCAGCUGUAUCCCACCACUGGCUGGGUGGCUUGUGGUGUUUCCAGUGAAGGCUUUCAGGAAUGCUGUCUCUUUUCACUAACUCACUUUUUUCUCUCUCUUUCCUGUGCUGCGUUGAUGUCUCUCCAUUUUCUCUAGAGCGCUCUCAGCAGGAGGCCGAGAAAAACCGUGUUCUCACUAACGAGCUGCGGGUCAUCCUUACUGAACUUAACAACUGAGCUGCCCAGAGCUCCUGGCCCCGGCCCAGCCUCCCUGCCCCAUUUUGGCCAGGCUGGCUCCAGGCUGGGAGCCCCUCCCCGCUGGGGUGAGGCAGGGUGUGAAGCCUUGCCUUAUCCUCAUAGGGGUAACUACCCUGAUUGGGCAGGACAGGGCGCCCCUCUGGAGUUGAUCAGUUUUUGUGGGAGAGAUAUGAAAGGUUUUGGGAUGUUCCGGGAUGCCCAUGUAGUCAUGGAUGUCCUCUGGCAUCAUCCUGGCUCUGCUGGGGAGGGAUGUGGUGGUUUGUACUGCUGCCUUCCUCCCCUUGUCCUGCGAGUCAGUGGGCAGCCUCUUCCUCCUCACUCUGGUCACCCCAAAUUGUGCAGGAUGGAUCCCCUUAGAAAGAGGUCCUUGGAGGGUGCUGGGAAGGUUGGGAAAAGAGCUGGGGAUCCAGCAGCACCUGCUGCCCCAAACUUGGGACAGGGAAGAGGCUAGCAGGGCACACUGGGAGAUGGGGCUGGGUGGACAGCAGUCUUGUUCCAUUCCUGUCUCUGGGGGAAGCAGGAUGCCAUUUGGAAGUGAACACCAGAGGGAGGCUGCCUUGGCAGAAGGCUGCCUGGCAGAGCUUAUCCUUGUAGCCUUGUUAGCUCUGCUCCUUAUCUCUGUUGUCCUCUGCCCACUCUCCUGGGCUGUUCAUGGGCUGCUUUCUCACUUCUUUUCUUCACGGAGCACUGCUGGGUCAUGCAGCAGGCAUUGGUUCUCCGCUUCUGCUGGCCAAGGGUCUGUGCACAUGCCUGCAGCUGGCCAAUGGUGAUGCCCCAGUGUCUGGCCAAAUAAUGGUACUCGCCAGUGGCACCUGUGCUGCAGAGUGCUCAGCCACGGGCAAUGGGGCAACCUGGGAAGAUGGAAAUGCUGAAGAGUGGUAACUGCCUGUCCCAGUGACCAGUGUGACUGGCCUGGCUUCCCUGGCAGAUCCCAGAAUGGCCGGACUCAUCCCUGCCAGAAAUGGGGCUACCUGUGUGGACUAUGCUCCACAGGGGACGCCCUGUUUGACUGGGGGCUGUUGCUGUACUGAAAUGUCCAUCUGUGUGUGUGUGUGUGUGUGUGUGUGUGCUUGUGUGGUGUGUGUGCAUCCCGCUGCACCUGGGUACAUUUGGUUUGUGUCUGUGUGCGUGGCUGGGUGUCCCUUGUAUUCACAGAGAGCCUGGCCAGUGCCAAAGAGGAGAACGUGGGGAUACACCAGGUCCUGGACCAGACCUUACUGGAGCUGAACAACCUCUGAGCUGCCCUCGCAAGCCCCUAUCCCUUUUCCCUACCCAACACAUGCACCCCACUGGCAUGCUCAGGAUGCGGUCAUCGGCUGAACUGCAUCUUGGCCAAACCCACACCUCCAUUGAGAAGGGAAGCUCAGCAGCCUUGCACUGUUGCUCAAGGGGAUCUUGUUUGUGCACAGCCUAACUGGCUCUGUCCUGUCUUUAUGUCCAAAUAUUAAAGCAGUUUGACAAGA
Molecule: messenger RNA, 3889 nt
Organism: Zonotrichia albicollis (white-throated sparrow)
Lineage: Eukaryota; Metazoa; Chordata; Aves; Passeriformes; Passerellidae
Gene: TPM2
Product: tropomyosin 2
Source: RefSeq, a predicted model, not a curated record